Trematosphaeria pertusa is the source of this 2464-nucleotide messenger RNA. Its product is annotated as uracil permease. The transcript has 5 exons. NCBI's taxonomy places the organism in Eukaryota, Fungi, Ascomycota, Dothideomycetes, Pleosporales, Trematosphaeriaceae. Gene Ontology annotation, molecular function: nucleobase transmembrane transporter activity. The coding region runs from base 367 to 2070 and encodes 567 amino acids. Gene Ontology annotation, biological process: transmembrane transport; nucleobase transport. The record is from RefSeq and is a predicted model, not a curated record. Gene Ontology annotation, cellular component: plasma membrane.
AUCACGGCGACCCGUCCCACAAGAGCUCUCACCAACGGGUAAAGCAGAAGCUAGCGGCAGCAACCACAGAAAGCCCUUCAUCCAGCAAAUCUCUGCUCGGUGACUCGUUCCCGGGCUGUUCUAGCUGCCGCCACCCUGGAUCCCGAGCGCAAACCGCUGCUGGACGAGCCAGCCUCACGACGCACAGGCGCACCCAGACCUGGACAUGCUUCCUUGCCCCCACGUCAUACAGGCGGGGAUGCUGCUAACCGCAACUACCAAGCCGUCGCCUCAAGCUCGCGCUCCCACAGCUUCAUAAACGCCCCUCUCGCUACCUCGAGACAGGUCCACUCCAGCGACGACGCUCCUCUUUUCAACAGCGCACUCAUGGAGAAGGUCAAGCAGUCCAAGGCCGCCCUCUGGGCCGACAAGCUCGCCGUCGAGAGCGAGCCGGGCCUUACUACCGCCCAGCUCAUGCUCUUCAAUCACGACUUGAAGCCCGUCGAGCAGGCGCGCCGCCAGUGGGGAGCAUGGAACUUUGUAGGCUUCUGGGUCGCUGACUCGUUCAACAUCAACACUUGGAUGAUUUCCUCGUCCAACAUCGCCGAUGGCCUGUCCUGGUGGCAAUCGUGGAUAUGCGUUUGGCUCGGCUACUCCAUCGCCGCGUGCUUCGUCUGCCUUACCGGCCGCAUUGGCGCCAUGUACCACAUCUCCUUCCCCGUCGUCUCGCGCUCCUCCUUCGGCAUCUGGGGCGCGCUAUGGCCCGUCUUCAAUCGAGCGGCCAUGGCCUGCAUCUGGUACGGCGUACAGGCUUGGAUUGGAGGCACCUGCGUGUACCUGAUGAUCCGCAGCAUCUGGAACAGCUGGCGCGAUGAAGACACCCAAGGCCCUGGCGGCAUUAAGAACGGCAUCCCCGGCUCUGGCACUAACACCGUCGCCUUCGCCUCCUUCUUCCUCUUCUGGCUCGGCUCGCUCCCUGCCAUCUGGUUCCCCGUGCACAAGAUCCGCCACCUCUUCACCGUGAAGGCGUACUUCGUGCCGACCGCCGGCGUCGCCUUCUUCAUCUGGGCCGUCGUGCGCGCAAAGGGCAUCGGCCCCAUCGUCAAGCAGCCCGGCUUCGCAAAAGGCUCCACCCUCGCCUGGCUCAUGGUCCGCGGCGUCAUGAGCGCCAUCGCCAACUUCGCUACCCUCAUCGUCAACGACCCCGAUUUCGCGCGUUUCGCGCGCAAGCCCCGCGACGCGCUGUGGUCGCAGCUGUUCACCAUUCCGCUGGGCUUCGCCAUCACCUCCUUCAUCGGCAUCAUCGUCUCCUCGUCCUCAACCGUCAUCUUCGGCGGAGAACCAAUCUGGAACCCGCUGGAUCUCCUCGAAAGCUUCCUAAACGAAGACAACGGCCGCGGCCAACGCUUCGGCGUCUUCAUGAUCGCGGCAGCCUUCACGCUCGCCCAGCUCGGCACAAACAUCGCCGCCAACAGCGUCUCCGCGGGCACCGACAUGACAGCCCUCGCGCCCCGCUGGAUCAACAUCCGCCGCGGCGGCUACGUCUGCGCGCUUGUCGGCCUCGUCAUGUGCCCCUGGAACCUGCUGUCAACCACCAACAACUUCACGACGUAUCUCUCCGCGUACUCUGUCUUCCUGUCCUCCAUCGCCGGUGUCAUGAUCUGCGACUACUACUUCGUGCGCAAGGGGUACCUGCAGAUCCGGGACCUGUACUCGGGCAAGAAGACGGGGCCGUAUUUCUUCACGUGGGGCUUUGGCCUGCGCGCAUACGCCGCCUACAUCGCGGGCAUUCUCAUCAACGUCGUGGGUUUCGCUGGCGCAAUCGGACGUGAAGUCCCCGUUGGCGCGCGCCACAUCUACGAUCUCAAUUUCUUCGCCGGCUUCAUUGUCGCCGCGUCCGUUUAUUAUGUGCUGUGCAGGAUUUGGCCCCUCGAUGCGGUUAGCAAGACGUGGCUCGAGGUAGGCGGUGAGAUCGACGAUAUCCACGUUGCGUACGACGCGAGCGAUAACGAGGCUAACUACGACGAGGAGGUCAUGGCCGGCGGGAACGGGAAGGAUCCUGUUGAUGAGGUUCAGUCCAAGCACUUUUGACAGCGUCUCGGCUCGCUGUUUGGCUUUGGCAGGCGUGAUGCGUCGUACACAUACCGCCGGAUUGGGGACGACUCGUAUGCGCUGCAUGAAUUGGAGAGGGAAUUGUGAUUGUACGCAUGUGACUUGCUUUGGCCAUGUUAGAUUAGAGAUACCAGGCCCUUCCUUGGGCCAGCUGCUGCGCUGUCGCUACUCGCAAUUGAUCUUCUACGACCGCAUUGAUGUUGUCAUGGUUCUAGUAAAGGUACUGUUGAUAUCAUCCGGGUUCUCAUCCUUAUCAUGUUGAAGCGCAAUAUUAGUGAGAGAUAGCAGGUACCACGGCACAACAAAUGAGCCAUCCCGUGGCUGGGAGAAACGUGAUCCGGAUGAUUGGAAGUUGGGAACGGUCGCUUGCCGA